UAUCUAGACAUAAAUGAGUGUGCUAAAUCCCCGUGUAAGAACGGUGCUACUUGUCAAAAUAUCGCUGGAAGCUACCAGUGCGUCUGUAAACCUGGCUAUACAGACAGUAACUGUGAGACAGAUAUAGACGAGUGCGCUAAAUCUCCGUGUCAAAACAAUGCCUUGUGUCAAAAUCUUCCGGGAGGUUACCGAUGCAACUGUAAAUCUGGACAUACUGGACGAAAUUGUGGAACUGAUAUUGACGAGUGUGCUGGAUCUCCUUGUAAGAACGGCGCUACAUGUCAAAAUAUUCCCGGGAAUUACCUGUGCAGAUGUAAAGCAGGUUUUACAGGAAAGAACUGUAACACAGAUAUUGACGAAUGUGCUGGAUCUCCUUGUAAAAACGGCGCUAAAUGUUCAAAUAUUCCCGGGAGUUACCUGUGCAUUUGUAAAGCAGGUUUUACUAGGAAAAACUGCGACUCAGACAUCAACGAGUGUGCAAGAUCUCCCUGUAAGAACGGUGCUAGUUGUCUAAAUAUUCCUGGAAGUUACCGAUGCAAAUGUAAAUCCGGAUAUACUGGACGAAACUGUCAAACUGAUGUGGACGAGUGCACAGGUUCUCCUUGCAAAAACGGUGCUCUAUGUCAAAAUGUUCCCGGCAGUUAUCGAUGCAGUUGUAAAUCAGGAUUUGCGGGCAGAAACUGUCAAAGAGCGAACGAAUGUGCUGGAUCUCCUUGUAAAAACGGCGCUAAAUGUGUAAAUAUUCUCGGGAGUUACCGGUGUAGUUGUAAAGCAGGUUUCAUAGGAAGGAACUGCGAGACAGAUAUCAAUGAAUGUGCUAAGUCCCCUUGUAAGAACGGUGCUUCUUGUCAAAAUAUUGCUGGAAGCUACCAAUGCGCGUGUAAACCUGGCUACAUAGACAGGAACUGUGAGACAGAUAUAGAUGAGUGCGCUAAAUCUCCGUGUCAAAACGAUGCCUUGUGUCAAAACCUUCCUGGAAGUUACCGAUGCAAAUGUAAAUCCGGAUAUUUUGGACGAAACUGCGAAAAUAUCGAUGAAUGUGUUGGAUCUCCAUGCAAAAACGGUGCUACUUGUCAAAAUACUCCCGGAAGUCACAAAUGUAACUGUAAACCCGGAUUUACAGGCAGAGACUGCGGAAAAGAUAUCAAUGAGUGUACUAAAUCCCCUUGUAAGAACGGUGCAACUUGUCAAAAUACUGCUGGAAGCUACCAAUGCGCGUGUAAACCUGGUUAUGCAGACAGGAACUGUGAGACAGAUAUAAACGAGUGUGCUGGAUCUCCUUGUAAAAACGGUGCUACAUGUCUUAAUAUUCCCGGGAGUUACCUGUGCAGAUGUAAAGCAGGUUUUAAAGGAAGGACCUGCAACGCAGAUAUCAAUGAGUGUGCUAAGUCCCCUUGUAAGAACGGUGCUACUUGUCAAAAUAUAGCUGGAAGCUACCAGUGCGCCUGUAAACCUGGCUACACAGACAGGAACUGUGAGACAGACAUCAAUGAGUGUGCAAAAUCCCCUUGUAAGAACGGCAAAAUGGAAGUUCCUGUUCCUAAUAAAACUUUUAAGCGCAACAGAACUUACCAGUUUGACAGUUUCGUCCAUUGUAAAGCAGGUUUUACAGGAAAGAACUGCGACACAGAUAUCGAUGAAUGUGUUGGAUCUCCAUGCAAAAACGGUGCAACUUGUCAAAACAUUCCCGGAAGUCACAAAUGUAACUGUAAACCCGGAUUUACAGGCAAAGACUGCGGAAAAGAUAUCGACGAGUGUGCUGGAUCUCGUUGCAAAAACGGCGCUGGUUGUCAAAAUCUUCUGGGGAGUUACCAGUGCAGUUGUAAAACAGGUUAUGCAGGCAGAAACUGCGAGAAAGAUGUGAAUAGGUGCCUUGAAUUUCCCCGCAAAAACGAAGCCGUCUGUCGUAAUAGUCGCGGUCAUAUCAAUGAAUGCGCAAAACAAAAUGGCGGAUGCUCUCACAGGUGCACUAACACUGAUGGUAGCUUUACAUGCUCUUGCCCAGAUCCUGAACUGAAUUUAGCACCCGAUCGUCGAACUUGUGUCGCCGAUGAUGUUGACAUCAAGUGUUUUAAAAACUACAUGUCAAUCACACUACCCAAAACCCUCCUUCUUGGGUUAAGCCGUGAGCAUGUCACUCUACGAGAUCUCAACUGCGUUGCUACGGAAACAAAUACCCAUUACACCCUUACGACAGCUUUCACCGAUUGUGGCACGACCGCCACGUUCAGAAAGGGCGCCGUUGUCUACAGUAACACAGUUUUGGAAAUACCAGUGGAAGGUGACGCUGUGGUAACCAGAGUUCGCGAGAUUGAGAUUCCUUUCAGUUGCUAUUUCAAAUCCAGCGGUGAUGCAAUAUCUGUUGGAUACAAACCUGACAUCAGGAAACUGGUCGUCGACGAAGAUGGGAAAGGAAACUUUUCACUAAAUCUAGACAUGUUUGCAGAUGAAAAGUUCACCCUACCAUACAGAGAAGAGGACUAUCCAGUGCAAAUCAAACAAAAACAGGAUCUGUGUUUUCGAGCGUCUGUAAAAUCCGAGGACAAAAAUUUGUCGGUUUUAGUGGAAAAUUGUUUCGCUACUUCCUCCAAAAAUACUUACCUUGCGGCUAAAUAUUAUCUCGUCAAGAACGGAUGCUGUGUCGAUAAAACGACCAAAUUCGUUCCAACUCCUAAAACUGAAGAAUCCAGAUUCUCCAUCGAAGGAUUCAAGUUCAUUGCUGAUCAUCCAUUUGUGUUUCUUCAUUGCCAAAUGAGGAUUUGUGAUUCAGAUGACCUGAAUUCCAGAUGUUCUCAAGGAUGUUUGAAAGGAUCGAGGGAAAAGCGAGACGCUAACAAUGAGGAUAAGUUGUACUCUUUGGUACAGGGCCCUCUUACAAUUGAUGAUGACGUAGAAGAAACGAAAGCCAAUCAAAAGACUGUAAAAGGUAAAAUAGCAACGGACUGUUUUCUUCAGCUUUUUAAUAAACGCCAAAUAUAA
Molecule: messenger RNA, 2979 nt
Organism: Pocillopora damicornis (cauliflower coral)
Lineage: Eukaryota; Metazoa; Cnidaria; Anthozoa; Scleractinia; Pocilloporidae
Source: RefSeq, a predicted model, not a curated record